GUUGGUCUCGCUUCUAAGUCUCGUCGCGUUUCACGAUUCACUCGACAAUGGCUGCUCCCGAAGUUAAGGUGAAGCAAGGAUGGCUUCGUGGUACCACCGUGAAAAGUGUUGACGGGGGAACUUACGUAUCCUUCAGAGGUAUCCCAUACGCGGCACCGCCGGUAGGAAAAUUGAGAUUUGCGGAUCCAUCGCCUCCGGCGUCAUGGACUGGAUUCCGAGAUGCGUCGAAGUUUGGAUCCGUUUGUCUGCAAUUCGAUACAUUUCAAGAGAAAAUAAUUGGCGACGAAGACAGCCUGUUUCUGAAUGUAGCUACACCUUCAUUGGACGGACCGCGACCAGUCAUCGUCUGGAUUCAUGGGGGAGGUUUUUUCAUGGGUAGUGGAAACGACGACAUAUGUGGACCGGAUUAUUUGAUCGGAGGAGACGUGAUCGUUGUAUCCAUCAAUUACAGGCUCAAUGUCUUCGGGUUUCUUCAACUCCGUGAUCCAGUAGCGUCGGGAAAUAUGGGACUCAAAGAUCAGAGAGCAGCGUUGAAAUGGGUCAAAGAGAACAUAUCGCAGUUUGGCGGCGAUCCGAAUAACAUCACAAUUUUCGGAGGGAGUGCCGGUGGUGCCUCGGUGCAUUAUCAACUUUUGUCCCCACUUUCCAAAGGACUUUUCAAUAAAGCCAUCAUACAGAGUGGUACUGCAUUGGACACUUGGUCUUCAAUGAGUGAGUCGCAAUCGGCCGAACAUUUACGCCGAUAUCUUGCUGCUUUUGGAAAAGAAAUGAGCGAUCCCAAAGAGAUCGUAGAAUUUCUCAGGACGAUUCCGGCAGAAAAACUUAUGCAAACGCAAUUGGAUAUAACACGUCCGGAGGAUCAGCGUUGGGUAGAGCUGCCUUUCAUGCCGAGUGUCGAUGACAAAAGUAAAGAACCAUUUAUGCCGCGACAUCCGAAAGAAAUUUAUUCAGAGGGUAUCGAUGUACCAAUUAUCAUCGGAUGUACUAGCCACGAGGGAAUUAUGUUUGUGUGUGCAUACAACAAUACGUUGUCUGUGGCGUUCGACGAGAAUUCCAAGCUGAUUUUACCGAAUGGUUUGGUUCCGAGAAACCAUCCGAAGAAAGACAUCAUCGGCGAUGAAGUGAGGAAAUUUUAUUUAGGGGAUAAGCCGAUAACCGAGGACUUGAUGGAUAAUUGGAUCCAGGCGACCGGGGAUAUAUGUUUCAUUUUCGGUCUAUAUAAAGUCGUUGAAAUUCAGCAGAAAACGAAAAAGGCUCCGUGUUACCUUUACAAAUUUUCUUACGAACCAACGCAAUCGUGUUCGAAAUAUUUUUUCAAAUCGACGUACAAAGGAGCCGCCCACGGAGAUGAUGCACCGUUCAUAUACAACAUGAACGUGGCUGGUGAUAAUUUGAGAUACAAACCCGGCACACCCGAGAAGACCGUCUCCGACAGGAUCGUCAGGAUGUGGACCGACUUCGCGAAAACUGGAAACCCUACGCCGGAGACCAAUGACCUGAUAAACGUCAAGUGGCUACCAGUUACGCAGACAGCGAAACAUUACUUGAAUAUCGGCGAAGAGCUUUCCACAGGCAUCAAUCCGGAUGAAAAAGUGGUCCAGCUCAGUCAUCGAAUAUCUAAGAUUCUUGACGGUAAAUAGGAUACUGCGAAAUCGACUUUGAAAUUCGAUUCGUGCGAGAAUUUGAAUAAAAGUGGUUUCAGAAAA
Molecule: messenger RNA, 1706 nt
Organism: Athalia rosae (coleseed sawfly)
Lineage: Eukaryota; Metazoa; Arthropoda; Insecta; Hymenoptera; Athaliidae
Product: esterase E4-like
Exons: 8
Coding region: 48-1640 (530 amino acids)
Source: RefSeq, a predicted model, not a curated record